Molecule: messenger RNA, 882 nt
Organism: Brassica napus (rape)
Lineage: Eukaryota; Viridiplantae; Streptophyta; Magnoliopsida; Brassicales; Brassicaceae
Exons: 1
Coding region: 1-882 (293 amino acids)
Biological process (GO): DNA integration
Molecular function (GO): nucleic acid binding
Source: RefSeq, a predicted model, not a curated record
AUGGGACCAUUCCUACCAUUGUGCAAGAACGAGUACAUUCUAGUGGUAGUGGAUUACGUUACCAAGUGGGUAGAGGGAAUUGCCAGUCCUACUAAUCACGCGCGGGUUGUAACCAAAAUGUUUAAAACCAUCAUUUUUCCUCGGUUUGGAGUACCUCGAGUGGUCAUAAGCGACGGAGGCACACACUUCAUCAACAAGGUUUUCCAAGGGCUCUUGAAGAAAAACGGUGUCAAGCACAAAGUUGCUACAGCAUAUCACCCCCAAACAAGUGGCCAAGUGGAAGUGUCUAAUAGGGAGAUCAAGAGCAUCCUGCAGAAAACGGUCGGAGCUACACGCAAGGGCUGGUCUUUAAAGUUGGAUGAUGCGCUAUGGGCCUACAGAACAGCCUACAAAACGCCAUUAGGGACCACUCCAUAUCAUCUGGUCUAUGGGAAGGCAUGUCACCUCCCUGUGGAAAUCGAGUACAAGGCGGCAUGGGCUGUCAAACUACUCAACUUUGAUAUCAAAUCAGCCAGGGAAAGGCGUUCCAUACAGAUUCACGAACUUGAAGAGAUCAGGCACCUGGCUUAUGAAAGCACAAAGAUCUACAAGGAAAAGACCAAAGCCUAUCAUGAUAAGCGGACCAUCUGCAGAAACUUCGAACCUAAUGAUCGAGUUUUGCUUUUCAACUCCAGGCUGAAGCUCUUCCCUGGAAAGUUGAAAUCUAGGUGGUCCGGACCUUUCACUGUCAAGGAGGUCAGACCGUAUGGAGCCGUGGUGCUACUGGAUCCGAAUGGAGGGGAAUUCGUCGUAAAUGGUCAGCAUCUUAAGCCAUACAUGGCUGAUACGACAAUCGCAGCAGGGGAAGAAAUCCCCUUAGGCGAUCCAUCCCCAGCUCAAUAG